Molecule: messenger RNA, 6544 nt
Organism: Cygnus atratus (black swan)
Lineage: Eukaryota; Metazoa; Chordata; Aves; Anseriformes; Anatidae
Product: maltase-glucoamylase-like
Exons: 56
Biological process (GO): carbohydrate metabolic process
Molecular function (GO): carbohydrate binding; alpha-1,4-glucosidase activity
Source: RefSeq, a predicted model, not a curated record
CUGGGAUUCACAGCUGCCUACCUUCACAUUCAGCGACAUGUUCAUUCAGAUUUCUACCCGUUUGGCAUCCCAAUAUAUAUAUGGAUUUGGGGAAACAGAGCACACCAUGUUUCGACGCAACAUGAGCUGGCACACCUGGGGAAUGUUCACAAGGGACCAGGCUCCUACUUAUAAGUUGAAUUCCUACGGUUAUCAGCCAUUUUACAUGGCUCUUGAAGAAGAUGGCAACGCCCAUGGAGUUCUCUUGCUUAACAGCAAUGCAAUGGAUGUGACGUUCCAGCCAACCCCUGCCCUGACAUACCGCACCAUUGGAGGAAUUCUGGACUUUUACAUGGUUUUGGGCCCAACACCAGAACUUGUUGUUCAGGAGUACACUGCACUGAUUGGACGACCAGUGAUGCCACCCUACUGGUCCUUGGGAUUCCAGUUGUGCCGCUAUGGAUACAGGAACGACACUGAAAUUUCCCAGCUGGUGGAGGAAAUGAAGGCGGCUAACAUUCCCUAUGAUGUCCAAUAUGUAGAUAUUGACCAUAUGGAACGGCAACUGGACUUCACUCUUGGCGCACGCUUUGAGGGAUUACCGGCUCUAAUUAACAAAAUAAAAGCAGAAGGAAUGAGAUUCAUCAUUAUCCUGGAUCCAACGAUCUCUGGAAACGAAACUGAUUAUCUUACUUUCUCGAGAGGUGUAGCCGACGAUGUCUUCAUCAAGUGGCCGAAUACCAAUGACAUUAUAUAUUCCAAGGUCUGGCCGUUUCUUCCCAAUGUUGAAGUCAAUGAGUCACUUCCCGAGCAAACCCAAAUACAGCUCUAUGGAGCACAUGCAGCUUUCCCAGACUUCUUCCGCAAUUCCACAGUGGAGUGGUGGAAGAGAGAAAUCCUGGAGUUCUACAACAACCCCCGUAACAACUCAAAAAGUGUGAAGUUUGAUGGCCUGUGGAUUGACAUGAAUGAACCGGCAGCUUUUUAUAAUGGCGCCAUUGGUGGUUGUAGAGAUGACCUCCUUAAUAAGCCACCAUAUAUUCCUCAUUUGGGAUCCCGGCCAGAUGGUUUAAUUGUCAAAACUCCAUGCAUGGAAGGUCAGCAGUAUCUUCCGGACGGUACCCCAGUUAGACACUAUGAUGUCCACAGUCUUUAUGGAUGGUCACAAACAAAACCUACCCACGACGCUGUGCAGAAUGCCACAAAAGAGCGUGGGAUCGUCAUCACCCGCUCAACAUAUCCCAGCAGUGGAAGAUGGGCUGGACAUUGGCUGGGUGAUAACAAGGCAGCUUGGGAUCAGCUGGCUAAAUCUAUUAUUGGUAUGAUGGAGUUCAGCCUCUUUGGAAUAUCUUAUACAGGAGCUGAUAUCUGUGGCUUCUUUAAUGACUCACAGUACGAGUUGUGUCUUCGCUGGAUGCAGCUGGGUGCAUUUUACCCAUAUUCAAGGAAUCACAAUGAGAAAGGAACAAGAAGGCAAGAUCCUGUUUCCUGGAAUGCAACAUUUGAGGACAUUUCCAGGAAGGUGCUGAAUAUAAGAUACACUCUGUUACCCUAUUUUUAUACAUUAAUGUACCACGCCCAUGCCCACGGCAGUACUGUGAUCCGCCCCGUACUCCAUGAGUUUGUGGAAGACAGAGCAACAUGGGAUGUAUAUGAACAAUUCCUUUGGGGACCUGCACUGCUCAUCAGCCCUGUAAUGCAACCGAAUGCUGUAACGGUGGAUGCUUACAUACCUGAUGCCCGCUGGUAUGAUUACUACACAGAUGGAGAUAUUGGUAUUAGGGGAAAGUCAGUAACUCUAUCAGCUCCUUUGGACCAUAUCAAUCUUCAUAUCCGAGGCGGUUACAUCCUCGCAUGGCAACAACCUGCUAAUACAACUUUUUACAGCCGGAAAAACCCAAUGGGACUUACUGUUGCUUUGAAUGACACUCAGAUGGCAGAAGGACAGCUUUAUUGGGAUGAUGGGGUUCGCAUUGACGCGUAUGAAGAUGGUGCAUAUCUGCUAACAUCAUUUACUGCUAAGCAGAAUGUUUUAGAUAUCACAGUUGUGCAUCACGGUUACACUGAUCCAAACAACUUAAUGUUUACUGAAAUUAAAGUCCUGGGCGUGAACACCAACGUUCAGCAGGUAGAUGUAUUGCAGGACGGUGGGAUAAUUCCGUCACCUCACACUGUGAGCUACAACAGCACCACCCAGGUUGUUCAUAUAACAGGACUUCAGCUUGAACUGGGAAAAUCCUACACACUGCAAUGGACUCAGCAAUCAAGUAUCAAUGAAAGGUUUGAUUGUUAUCCCAAUCAGGAUCCUACAAAAGAAAAAUGUGAACAACUUGGCUGUGUCUGGGAGUCACCAUCAAACCCAGAUAGUCCAUCCUGCUAUUACAACUCCGACAACGCUUACUCUGUUGAUGGAGUAGAAUACUCCUCAUCAGGUUUGGUAGCCAACCUGACCGUAAACAGCAUCAAUGCCAGAGCUAAUGAGAAUUACACUGCACCAAUUGGUACACUGCGCUUGGAGGUUAAAUAUCAUAGCAACCACAUGCUGCAAUUUAAGAUUUAUGAUUACCAGAAUGCACGAUAUGAGGUUCCUAUAUCAUUAAAUCUCCCAAGCUCCCCAGCGAAUACAGUCGAGGACCUACUCUAUGAAGUAUCAGUUCAGAGAAAACCAUUUGGUAUACAGGUUCGACGCAAAAGCACAGGGACAGUCAUCUGGGAUUCACAGCUGCCUACCUUCACAUUCAGCGACAUGUUCAUUCAGAUUUCUACCCGUUUGGCAUCCCAAUAUAUAUAUGGAUUUGGAGAAACAGAGCACACCAUGUUUCGACGCAACAUGAGCUGGCACACCUGGGGAAUGUUCACAAGGGACCAGGCUCCUACUUAUAAGUUGAAUUCCUACGGUUAUCAGCCAUUUUACAUGGCUCUUGAAGAAGAUGGCAACGCCCAUGGAGUUCUCUUGCUUAACAGCAAUGCAAUGGAUGUGACGUUCCAGCCAACCCCUGCCCUGACAUACCGCACCAUUGGAGGAAUUCUGGACUUUUACAUGGUUUUGGGCCCAACACCAGAACUUGUUGUUCAGGAGUACACCAAGCUGAUUGGACGACCAGUGAUGCCACCCUACUGGUCCUUGGGAUUCCAGUUGUGCCGCUAUGGAUACAGGAACGACACUGAAAUUUCCCAGCUGGUGGAGGAAAUGAAGGCGGCUAACAUUCCCUAUGAUGUCCAAUAUGUAGAUAUUGACCAUAUGGAACGGCAACUGGACUUCACUCUUGGCGCACGCUUUGAGGGAUUACCGGCUCUAAUUAACAAAAUAAAAGCAGAAGGAAUGAGAUUCAUCAUUAUCCUGGAUCCAACGAUCUCUGGAAACGAAACUGAUUAUCUUACUUUCUCGAGAGGUGUAGCCGACGAUGUCUUCAUCAAGUGGCCGAAUACCAAUGACAUUAUAUAUUCCAAGGUCUGGCCGUUUCUUCCCAAUGUUGAAGUCAAUGAGUCACUUCCCGAGCAAACCCAAAUACAGGUAAAUAUUGGUACGGUUUGCUUUCCCAACUUCUUCCGCAAUUCCACAGUGGAGUGGUGGAAGAGAGAAAUCCUGGAGUUCUACAACAACCCCCGUAACAACUCAAAAAGUGUGAAGUUUGAUGGCCUGUGGAUUGACAUGAAUGAACCGGCAGCUUUUUAUAAUGGCGCCAUUGGUGGUUGUAGAGAUGACCUCCUUAAUAAGCCACCAUAUAUUCCUCAUUUGGGAUCCCGGCCAGAUGGUUUAAUUGUCAAAACUCCAUGCAUGGAAGGUCAGCAGUAUCUUCCGGACGGUACCCCAGUUAGACACUAUGAUGUCCACAGUCUUUAUGGAUGGUCACAAACAAAACCUACCCACGACGCUGUGCAGAGUGCCACAAAAGAGCGUGGGAUCGUCAUCACCCGCUCAACAUAUCCCAGCAGUGGAAGAUGGGCUGGACAUUGGCUGGGUGAUAACAAGGCAGCUUGGGAUCAGCUGGCUAAAUCUAUUAUUGGUAUGAUGGAGUUCAGCCUCUUUGGAAUAUCUUAUACAGGAGCUGAUAUCUGUGGCUUCUUUAAUGACUCACAGUACGAGUUGUGUCUUCGCUGGAUGCAGCUGGGUGCAUUUUACCCAUAUUCAAGGAAUCACAAUGAGAAAGGAACAAGAAGGCAAGAUCCUGUUUCCUGGAAUGCAACAUUUGAGGACAUUUCCAGGAAGGUGCUGAAUAUAAGAUACACUCUGUUACCCUAUUUUUAUACAUUAAUGUACCACGCCCAUGCCCACGGCAGUACUGUGAUCCGCCCCGUACUCCAUGAGUUUGUGGAAGACAGAGCAACAUGGGAUGUAUAUGAACAAUUCCUUUGGGGACCUGCACUGCUCAUCAGCCCUGUAAUGCAACCGAAUGCUGUAACGGUGGAUGCUUACAUACCUGAUGCCCGCUGGUAUGAUUACUACACAGAUGGAGAUAUUGGUAUUAGGGGAAAGUCAGUAACUCUAUCAGCUCCUUUGGACCAUAUCAAUCUUCAUAUCCGAGGCGGUUACAUCCUCGCAUGGCAACAACCUGCUAAUACAACUUUUUACAGCCGGAAAAACCCAAUGGGACUUACUGUUGCUUUGAAUGACACUCAGAUGGCAGAAGGACAGCUUUAUUGGGAUGAUGGGGUUCGCAUUGACGCGUAUGAAGAUGGUGCAUAUCUGCUAACAUCAUUUACUGCUAAGCAGAAUGUUUUAGAUAUCACAGUUGUGCAUCACGGUUACACUGAUCCAAACAACUUAAUGUUUACUGAAAUUAAAGUCCUGGGCGUGAACACCAACGUUCAGCAGGUAGAUGUAUUGCAGGACGGUGGGAUAAUUCCGUCACCUCACACUGUGAGCUACAACAGCACCACCCAGGUUGUUCAUAUAACAGGACUUCAGCUUGAACUGGGAAAAUCCUACACACUGCAAUGGACUCAGCAAUCAAGUAUCAAUGAAAGGUUUGAUUGUUAUCCCAAUCAGGAUCCAACAAAAGAAAAAUGUGAACAACUUGGCUGUGUCUGGGAGUCACCAUCAAACCCAGAUAGUCCAUCCUGCUAUUACAACUCCGACAACGCUUACUCUGUUGAUGGAGUAGAAUACUCCUCAUCAGGUUUGGUAGCCAACCUGACCGUAAACAGCAUCAAUGCCAGAGCUAAUGAGAAUUACACUGCACCAAUUGGUACACUGCGCUUGGAGGUUAAAUAUCAUAGCAACCACAUGCUGCAAUUUAAGAUUUAUGAUUACCAGAAUGCACGAUAUGAGGUUCCUAUAUCAUUAAAUCUCCCAAGCUCCCCAGCGAAUACAGUCGAGGACCUACUCUAUGAAGUAUCAGUUCAGAGAAAACCAUUUGGUAUACAGGUUCGACGCAAAAGCACAGGGACAGUCAUCUGGGAUUCACAGCUGCCUACCUUCACAUUCAGCGACAUGUUCAUUCAGAUUUCUACCCGUUUGGCAUCCCAAUAUAUAUAUGGAUUUGGGGAAACAGAGCACACCAUGUUUCGACGCAACAUGAGCUGGCACACCUGGGGAAUGUUCACAAGGGACCAGGCUCCUACUUAUAAGUUGAAUUCCUACGGUUAUCAGCCAUUUUACAUGGCUCUUGAAGAAGAUGGCAACGCCCAUGGAGUUCUCUUGCUUAACAGCAAUGCAAUGGAUGUGACGUUCCAGCCAACCCCUGCCCUGACAUACCGCACCAUUGGAGGAAUUCUGGACUUUUACAUGGUUUUGGGCCCAACACCAGAACUUGUUGUUCAGGAGUACACUGCACUGAUUGGACGACCAGUGAUGCCACCCUACUGGUCCUUGGGAUUCCAGUUGUGCCGCUAUGGAUACAGGAACGACACUGAAAUUUCCCAGCUGGUGGAGGAAAUGAAGGCGGCUAACAUUCCCUAUGAUGUCCAAUAUGUAGAUAUUGACCAUAUGGAACGGCAACUGGACUUCACUCUUGGCGCACGCUUUGAGGGAUUACCGGCUCUAAUUAACAAAAUAAAAGCAGAAGGAAUGAGAUUCAUCAUUAUCCUGGAUCCAACGAUCUCUGGAAACGAAACUGAUUAUCUUACUUUCUCGAGAGGUGUAGCCGACGAUGUCUUCAUCAAGUGGCCGAAUACCAAUGACAUUAUAUAUUCCAAGGUCUGGCCGUUUCUUCCCAAUGUUGAAGUCAAUGAGUCACUUCCCGAGCAAACCCAAAUACAGCUCUAUGGAGCACAUGCAGCUUUCCCAGACUUCUUCCGCAAUUCCACAGUGGAGUGGUGGAAGAGAGAAAUCCUGGAGUUCUACAACAACCCCCGUAACAACUCAAAAAGUGUGAAGUUUGAUGGCCUGUGGAUUGACAUGAAUGAACCGGCAGCUUUUUAUAAUGGCGCCAUUGGUGGUUGUAGAGAUGACCUCCUUAAUAAGCCACCAUAUAUUCCUCAUUUGGGAUCCCGGCCAGAUGGUUUAAUUGUCAAAACUCCAUGCAUGGAAGGUCAGCAGUAUCUUCCGGACGGUACCCCAGUUAGACACUAUGAUGUCCACAGUCUUUAUGGAUGGUCACAAACAAAACCUACCCACGAGUAA